Molecule: messenger RNA, 476 nt
Organism: Hordeum vulgare subsp. vulgare (domesticated barley)
Lineage: Eukaryota; Viridiplantae; Streptophyta; Magnoliopsida; Poales; Poaceae
Exons: 1
Coding region: 111-410 (99 amino acids)
Source: RefSeq, a predicted model, not a curated record
CGCGGUCAACAGCGCCAACCCAUCCGGAGACCCAAAGAUCCCACGAACUCCAACGCGCAACUCGAUCUAUCAUCGAUCUCGCCGUGCCGUGAUCUCUUGGCACGCCAUGCAUGGCCGCAGGAGGAGGAGUGCUCAACCUGCGCGUCCCGUCGGCAUCGGCUGCGCCGGCGCGGCGGUGUAGGACGGCGUCGUCGUCGGUGAGAUACAGGAGCGCGCGGUGGGCGGCGCCGGCGAGGCAGGCGGGCGGGGCGCUGGAGGAGGACCACUACCGGGUUCUGAGGCUGGAGCCGGGCGCCUCCAGGGGCGACGUCAAGAAGGCCUUCCAUCGCCUCGCGCUGCAGUACCACCCGGACGUCCUGCGGCGGCAGUUUGAACAUUCUUAUUUUCAUUGCGAAUACGUAAAAGCAUAGCAGAAAUUGAUCUAAAAAUUGUGGCUUGGGACUGCAUUUGUUUUGUAGUGUAAAAUUUCAGCCAUU